This is a messenger RNA of Cordyceps fumosorosea ARSEF 2679, 897 nucleotides long. RefSeq lists its product as hypothetical. The transcript has a single exon. The coding region runs from base 1 to 897 and encodes 298 amino acids. The record is from RefSeq and is a predicted model, not a curated record. Lineage: Eukaryota; Fungi; Ascomycota; Sordariomycetes; Hypocreales; Cordycipitaceae.
AUGUCCCAUCACCAGUCCCCGCUUAGCCACUCGGCGUGGCUGCUGGGAAACCAGCUUCCCAAUCUCCAGGCCACCAGAGACGCCGCCCCGGCCAACAUCUUCGUCGCCGUCAACAUGGACACGAGAUUCGUCGCGCAAGACGGCGGCGACGAGCCUUACAGGACGGCCGUCUCCGAGAUUGGUCUCACCUUCCUCGGCCCGCUCUCCGAUCAGCACCACCAUCAUCUCGCCAGCAGCACGCCCCGGAGCCUCGCCGCGGCCGCCCGGCACUUCCCCAUCUUCUCGCACUGCAUCCGCGCCAGUGACUCGCAGCCGCUGAGCAGCACGGAGCCGUUCCACCCCGACCGGGGCGUCGUCAGCGUCGUGGAGCGCGAGGCGAUGGAGACGAAGAUGCUGGAGAUCUUCUGCGAGGCGCGGCGCAGGCUGGCCCGCGCGCCGGGCGAGCCGCUGACCUUUGCGCUGGUCGAGUUCGACACCGGGGCGGGGCCGAGCUUGCUGGACGGGGAGUUUGAGCGCGCCAUCCGGCACUUUGACUCGUGGGUGGACGCGCGGGACCUGGUCGCGGAGGUGAUGCCGGCGGGAGACGUGGCGUGCGGCCUGGUCGGGCUGGGGUACGCGAGCCAGCGGCCGGACCACGAGCAGUGCGCGGGAAACCUGGCCAUGGGAAUCAUCGCGCUCCUCGCCUCGCUCCUGCACUGCUGCCCGCCGCCCCGGACUGGCCUGGACGGCAGCCACGGGACUGGGUACGAGCUAGGGGGCACCGAGGCGUUCUCCUUGAUUCCCCAGAACGUCCCGUUUCCGGGGAGGCUGUACACGUUCGACGCAACGUUGAACGUGCCAAGGACGGUCGUCUGGAGGGAGGGGCACCCGGCGGCACUGUACCACCACUUUCGAUGA